AUCUUCCACGACUCUUCUCUUCUCCUUUCUUUCAUUUUUCCCGUUAUCCAGACACAUUCGCGAAAAUGGCGUCUCACUCUUCUUGCAACUUUGCUUUGACGAAUCCGAUUAUCUCACAAAUCGAUUCUUUCUCUAAGCAGAGACUAUCUGUUCCAUUAUACUUCUUCUCUACAAGAAACCCUCUAAAAGCUUUGACGAAUCCAUGGUUAGGCGUUGUUGAUUCAUCCCUCUCUCUCACUUCUCCAGUCUCCGCUAUACGAACUAAUCGCCGAAGAAUCCAUAAAUCCGUCAUCUCCAGCUUACCCACCGCGAAUCCAGAUUUAGUGGUUUCUGAUGCGCAAAAGCCCAAAUGGUCAUGGAGAGCAAUUAAAUCAUUUGCAAUGGGAGAACUUGAAGCUAGGAAGCUCAAGUAUCCAAGUACUGGAACUGAAGCACUUCUCAUGGGUAUUUUGAUUGAAGGAACUAGUUUUACUUCAAAGUUUUUGCGGGCGAAUAAGAUAACGCUUUACAAAGUUCGUGAAGAAACGGUCAAGUUACUAGGAAAGGCAGAUAUGUAUUUCUUUAGCCCCGAACAUCCUCCUUUAACUGAAGAUGCUCAACGAGCACUUGACUCUGCUGUAGAUCAGAAUCGAAAAGCAGGUGCUAUUGGGGAAGUAAUGCCAGCACAUAUACUAUUGGGAAUCUGGUCUGAAGUUGAAUCUCCAGGUCACAAGAUACUAGCAACUCUUGGUUUCACUGAUGAAAAAUCUAAAGAAUUAGAGUCUUUUGCCUCUGAAUCUGGAUUUCUAGAUGAAUAGUAUUGCUUCUAUCAUUUCUCCAUUAAUGCAAAAUCUCCAAAUUCAUAGUUGCAGUUUGCAAUAAUAUUCUUCUGUUGCU
Molecule: messenger RNA, 876 nt
Organism: Arabidopsis arenosa
Lineage: Eukaryota; Viridiplantae; Streptophyta; Magnoliopsida; Brassicales; Brassicaceae
Source: the annotation of a GenBank genome assembly